Eremothecium gossypii ATCC 10895 is the source of this 402-nucleotide messenger RNA. RefSeq names its product Tah1p (gene TAH1). Lineage: Eukaryota; Fungi; Ascomycota; Saccharomycetes; Saccharomycetales; Saccharomycetaceae. The transcript has a single exon. The record is from RefSeq and is marked provisional. Gene Ontology annotation, molecular function: protein binding. The coding region runs from base 1 to 402 and encodes 133 amino acids.
AUGGUUGCCCCGGCUAGGAAUUCAGACCAUCUGAGGUCAAAGGGAAAUGAUCUUUACUCCAAAGGGGAGUACGAGACUGCGGUUCUGUAUUAUAAGAAUGCCUCUUUGGCAGAACCUUCGAACCCAGUGCAUCUUGCCAAUAUGUCCAUGGCGCUACUCAAGCUGGAACGCUGGGAAGAUGCGCUAAGUGCAUGUGAUAGAGCCCUAGAGAUCAUGAAGAAGGGGCCGGUGACAGACGACAAAAUACUACAGAAAGUUCAAUGGAGGAAGAAGUUAGCACAUGAACACCUUGCUGGGACAGAGAGGGAUAUUAAAAGUACUGCCCAGAAUGUGGAAGCACGGUACUGUGCUAUUCCGAUAGAGGAAUUUGAUGAUCUACCGACAGAACUUCAAGAGCUCUAG